AUGGCAUUCUUCCUUCGGCGCCCGUUCGCCGUGUCAUCGGCACUUCACCAAGUUCCGAAGCUCUCGAACACCGCUCGUUUCAUCCACAGCUCUCCAUUCAAGCCCGCCCAGGCAACUAAGCCUUUCGGAGCCCAGUCCUCAGUCUUCACCAAAUCUCGUCAGACCUUCCAAAAUGCCUUCCGCCGGACAUAUAUGCAGCCUACCUACAACGCGCAGUCUGGAAACCUCUCUCAAAAGCUGAUAUAUGGUGCCGCCAUCGUUGGAGGUACCGUCCUGGCAACCAACUUCAUCUUCAACCGUGAGACCCGCGAGGAUGGCGGCAUGCCCGCUUACGAGCGAAGCUUCCUGAAUGAGACUUUCAUGCACACUGGUCUUGGUAUCGGUAUUAUUGGUGUUGCUGCCCGCGCACUGCACAUGAGUGGCUGGUCCUAUCGUCUCAUGGCCAUGAACCCGUGGCUCGUGAUGGGUGUCGGCCUGGUCGGCAGCAUUGGCUCGAUGUACGGAACUUUCUACACUUCCCCGGAUAACUACGUUGUGAAAUACGGCUGCUGGACUCUGUUCAACCUGACCCAGGCUGCUCUUCUGUCCCCGCUGAUGUUCAUGCACCCCGCCAUUCUCGCUCGCGCUGGUCUCUACACUGUCGGCAUGAUGGGCUCGAUCGCUUUCGUCGGUGCCACCGCCAAGCAAGAGAAGUACCUGUACCUCGGUGGACCUCUCCUCGCUGGUGUCGUUCUUGUCGCUCUCUCGGGUCUUGCCCCUAUGGUUCUCCCCGCCACUGCCGCUCGUACUCUGAUGUGGUCUGAGCGUGUCUGGCUGUACGGUGGUCUUGCCGUCUUCGGUGGUUUCACUCUCUAUGAUGUUCAGAAGAUCCUGCACCACGCACGUCUGGCCGAGCGUGGCUACAUGAAGCGCGACGUCGUCAACGAGAGUGUCAGCCUCGAGCUUGACUUCAUCAACAUCUUUGUCCGCAUGGUGCAGAUUCUUGCCUUGCGGAACAACAACCGCAAAUAA
This is a messenger RNA of Penicillium waksmanii, 1011 nucleotides long. RefSeq names its product Bax Inhibitor family protein. Bases 1 to 1011 code for a protein of 336 amino acids. NCBI's taxonomy places the organism in Eukaryota, Fungi, Ascomycota, Eurotiomycetes, Eurotiales, Aspergillaceae. The record is from RefSeq and is a predicted model, not a curated record. The transcript is spliced from 2 exons. Gene Ontology annotation, cellular component: mitochondrial inner membrane.